AGAGGGCUGGUUGUUCUGCUGCAGUUGGCAGGCUGCUGCGGGAGGCGGUGGCGGUAGGAAGCCUGAGGCUGCGGGGUGACAGAGUUGGAAAACAUUUAACUCUCAACAAAUGAAUUCCAUACUUGAACUCUGCCACAUUCCUGUGCCACCUCCUCCUUUAGAAAACUGAUCUUAAGACAGGUAAAAUUAUGACCUUAACUUUAAAAAAAUAGAUGAAGAAUAAUUUUCUCGUACGAGUAAAACAUGUUAUUAAGAGUUUUUGGUAACCUUUGAUAUAAAAAGAAGAAUAGAAGGUAACGGAAGAUGCUGGGAUCAGAACAAGCUGUUGUAGAAGAAUGGUUAUCAGAGUUCAAGGCAUUACCUGACACUCAAAUCACCAGUUAUGCAGCAACUUUACACCGGAAAAAAGCACUUGUACCAGCACUCUAUAAAGUUAUUCAAGACUCAAACAAUGAGCUCCUGGAGCCUGUCUGCCACCAAUUGUUUGAGCUCUAUCGCAGCUCUGAGGCUCGACUGAAGAGGUUCACCCUGCAGUUCCUGCCUGAACUGAUAUGGGUGUACCUGCGACACACAGUCAGUCGGGACAGGCAGAGCAAUGGCUGCGUUGAAGCGCUUCUCCUAGGAAUUUACAAUUUGGAAAUUGCUGAUAAAGAUGGAAACAAUAAAGUGUUGUCUUUCACUAUCCCUUCAUUAUCCAAGCCUUCAAUAUACCAUGAACCUUCAACCAUUGGUUCCAUGGCUUUGACAGAAGGGGCAUUAUGUCAGCAUGACCUCAUCAGAGUUGUCUAUAGUGACCUUCAUCCUCAGAGAGAAACAUUCACUGCACAAAACCGAUUCGAAGUCCUGAGUUUUCUCAUGCUAUGCUAUAAUUCAGCCAUUGUGUAUAUGCCUGCUUCAUCUUACCAAUCUCUUUGUCGAAUGGGUUCCAGGGUUUGUGUAAGUGGAUUUCCACGGCAACAGGAGAAACAGUGGAAGGAACUCUGUGGUCGAAUAGUAUUAGACCCUGAAUUUAUGGUGCAGCUACUCACUGGACUUUACUAUGCUAUGUAUAAUGGACAGUGGGACCUUGGCCAGGAAGUGCUUGAUGACAUCAUUUAUAGAGCUCAGCUAGAACUCUUUUCUCAGCCACUCUUGGUGGCCAAUGCCAUGAAAAACUCAUUACCAUUUGAUGCACCUGAUUCUUCACAAGAAGGCCAGAAAGUACUUAAAGUGGAAGUCACUCCGACAGUGCCGAGGAUCUCUCGGACUGCAAUUACAACAGCUUCAAUCCGUCGCCACAGAUGGAGAAGAGAAGAUGGCUUUGACUUCUCAAACGAGGCUGACUCGAGUAUUCCUGGCUCCCCGAUCCAACACGGCUCCACUGACCUAGGGAUCAAACGUGUGCAAGAGGGGGAGGUGCUGGUGCGCAGGACCCCUGAGCAUGGCUCGUCGGAGCCCAACUCAGCAGCAGCCACAACAGAGGGUGCUGAGGGUCUAAAUGGAGGAGAGGAGUCUUUAAACAUGAAUGAUGCAGAUGAAGGGUUUUCAUCAGGGGCUUCCCUCAGCAGCCAGCCACAUGGGACCAAGCAACCCUCCUCCUCUCAGAGGGGAAGCUUACGGAAAGCAGCAACUGGGCGGUCUGCUGUCAAAUCCAACGAGAGCCCUCGAGAUUCAGCAGUUCGCAAGCAGUUUGUACAACAACCAGCCGAUCUUAGUAUAGAUUCUGUUGAGCUGACACCGAUGAAGAAACACCUGAGCCUGCCUGCUGGCCAGGUGGUGCCAAAAACCAAUAGUUUAAGUCUAAUUCGGACAGCCAGUGCUUCCUCCAGUAAAUCAUUUGACUAUGUAAAUGGCAGUCAAGCAAGUACCAGCAUUGGGGUUGGCACUGAGGGAGUUACUAAUCUAGCAGCUACAAAUGCUAAUCGAUAUUCAACUAUCAGUCUACAAGAAGACCGGCUAGGUCAUGCUGGUGAAGGUAAAGAGCUCCUCAGCCCAGGAGCCCCGUUAACCAAGCAGUCUCGAUCCCCAAGUUUCAAUAUGCAGCUAAUAUCCCAGGUGUAGUUUUGAUGUCCCCUCAUUCUGCUUACAUUUUAAACUGAACAUUUCAUUGUGCAAGACACUUCAUCCCGCAUUGUGAAAAAACGUCGUUGUAAUCAGAUCUGAUUUAGCUUAGGUAUCUUCAUACUGUAUUUUGUAUGGAAACAGCAAUAAGGUUUUCUUUUCCCUUCUUUAACCUCUCCACCUCUUCCUUGUAAAUGUGUUUGUGAAGCAGUGUAAAAUGUUUGCCUUUCCCAGGCCUUUCUUUCUCCUUGGGUGAUGUGCAAUCCAUCGUAGGCUGAUCGGUCCCAUUUCAACACUGUGAGACUGAGGGUAUGUUAGAGGAAAUGGUGUAUAUGAUCCCUAUGAAAUGAUUCUUUGGCUUUUGUUUAAAAAAAAAAAAAAACGGGUUUGUUCACAUAAUCUAUGGAACUAUGAAGAUAACUGGAUCAUAUUUUUUUCUCUCUCUUAACCAGGAGUGCCUCAGAGAUUCUGCUAUGACUUUGGGCUUCUCUGAGUCUGUGCAAUGUGUAUUCUUGAGAAGCAUGGGGGAAGGUGGUGGACUGCUGCAGUUUUUCAUUAAAAUGAGGCGAACUGCCCCCUCUUUAUCCCAAGGACAUAAACAUUUAAUUAUUGAGGCAUUUAAAUCAACUUGUGACCACCCCUAUUGGAGGGCGGGCUCUAAGUUGAUUGUGUAAUGAUGAUGCACUUUCUCAAUGGCUCUCUAGUCAUUAACAACAUGUCUUCCCUCUUCCCACAAGGACUUAAGGACAUCUCUUGUCUUUAAAGUUUGAGCUUACAAAUCAGAGACUCCAAGGGGCAUGUUCUAUUUCCUAGGAAUGAUUGACAUUAUGGUGCUGGGGUUUUGUGGGGGAAGGGUGUUCUUUGUUUAGUUUUUGUGAGAUUGUAUAUGGGGUGAAGUUAUAAUUGUUUUCUUUUUUUCCUUUCCUUUGUGAGUUGAUGAUGACUGAAGUAGAAACUGUACAUCUUCAGGUAAAAAGAGGGAUUUCUCAGUCCACUUUCUGUGAUGUCAGAUUAUUGGAGAAACCCUUUGAGCUGCUUCCUAGAUGUACCUCAAUUCAGUCAGAUAAUGGAUAAAGAAACCUAAAGUCCUGAGAUCAUAUACUCCAAGGAAAUACAUCAGGGAUAGAUAAUUGGUUGAAAACACUGAUGCUUCAAUGUGACACAUUUUUAUAGAACAUUUCUACCAGAGGGUACUGACUUGAUUUCUCCACAAGGACCACACUGCCUUUGUGUUUAAUGCAAUUCGUGUAUCUUCUGAGUAUCUGCAGAGUUUCCUGUUUUUUAUAAAACUUUGAAAUCCUGCCAGUAAGCUAGAUGUCGAAUGUAAGUAGCAUUUGGCAGCUGCUGAGAGGCUCCAAAAAUACAUUGUCAGUUUAAACUUUCUUGUUGUGAUUUGGUUGGGAAGAUUUUCUUAGAUAAUCUCUUCUGGGUCUCAGGCUUUGUUUGAAAAAGAAGGGAAUAUAUUGGGAUUUUGAAAAUCAGUAUUGUGACUUCAACUGUUAUGAAUUAUUUAUCUCAAAAACAUGAAUUACAUAUGCCCUCCUACAUGUAGACAUUUUAUGUGUUAUUGUGAAAGAAAAUUAUACUGCCUUUAUAGAAAGCAAGUGUUCUCUUAAUUGACAACGUUGUUUUAUCUCUAUUUACAGUAGAAUUUGAUAAAUUAAAUAACCAGGAAAAUGCCUCUUUUUUUCCCUACACAUAAACCACCACUUUUGGAAGAGUUGUUUGUCUGUUUGUUUAUUUGUUUAGGCGGUUUUGUGUCAGAAUAAUUUUUAAUUAGAUUUGAUAGUCUAUAACAUUUUUCAGCUCCCAGCAAAACAGAACCUCGGCUAUUAUCCAUAUCAUUGCCAAACUUUGGAAUAAAGCUAAAAGCUAAUAUGUGAUUUAUUGAUUUUUAUAGUUAGUGUAUGGUAUGUAUAUGCAUUUAUCACAGAUUUAGCCCUAUUUCUAAUAAUUUAACUAAGAGAUACCAAUUAAUCUAAAAAAAAUAAGAUUAUAAAACAGUGAAAACUAGUGAAGUAAAAUGGUUUUCUAAUGUACCAAACAGAGCCGGUUUCUAGUGCAUAAAGGAAGGUGUGAGUCGCCAUACAGCAAAGGCUGUGCCUGGGCUCAGCUGCAUGCCUGUUGGCGUCUAAGGCAAGCAUUUGAGUUAACGCACAAAAUACAAAAUAAUUUGAAAUGAAAGCACAAACUGUUAUAAAUACAGUAAGAACAUCCUUUGAUUAAAAAUGCUAUAAGUGAAAAGUUGGUUUUAAGAUAUUUUUCAGAGCCAGGUGUGAUGGUGCACACCUUUAAUCCCUGCACACGGGAGGCUGAGACAGGCAGAUCUCUGAAUUCAAGGCCAGCCUGGUCUACAGAGAAAGUUGUAGGACAACCGGGGCUAUAGAGGGAAGCCUUGUCUCAAAAAAAACAAAAGAAAAAAGUUUUUUCCUCAUCUUUUUUGGUGUGUGUAGAUUAAUAUUUACACCAAUUAAUAUUUCACGACCCCGUGACCCUUGCUUCCUAUCUUUUUGUUAUGAUGUGGUCUCACUAAGCAAAUCCUCCAUUUACACUUUAUAGCUAGGCUCUGGGAAUUAACUUUCUGUAUGAAAUAAUAGUCAAAAUGAAAUGAAUUAAACAAACUGGCCAGUUUUCUAAGAAUCGUUUUAGCCACUUUGUGUUGCCAGCAUCAAAUUUAAAAUGGUUUUCGUUUAGAUAUACAGCAGCUGUUACAACUGUAAGCCAGAAGUGUCCAUACUUCAUCCUUCAACAACUUCCCUUUAAUACUUUUCAGCUUUCAUGAAGCUUCAUCCCACUUAUAGAAAAAGACAGUUAGGAGGAAAUACCUGGUUUAUAUAAUUUAAAAGAAUGAUUGAUGCCAUCUGCACCAGGUCAGAUUAAGGACUACAGCAUCUGAAGGUUUCAGGAGUUCUAAGUGACUUUUAAGUUAAUGUUACUAGUAAGAAAACAAAAAUGUAAAAAGUUAAGUUAGAAGUAAGGUUUUCAAAUAUGGAAAUAUAUUAAGAAACCAGGGAGGGAAGAGUUGUCAUUUAAAAUCUCAGUCCUUGACUAGCAACCCUUUCCUUUCCAACCCACCUUCAGUGCUAGAAGAGGCCCUACAGGGAAUGAGCUACUCUGUCUGCCGUGCACACAUCCAUCCUCAGGAAACCAAGGCUUAAAGAAGUUGUGAAAUAAGGUCCAUAACUAAGAAGCAGAGCCAUAAUCAAACCUUGUCUCUAGUCAGAUGCGUAUUAAUGCUCUGUUGCCUCCUGUUAGCCAUACUUAAGUAAAUAUGGUAUUUUCCAUAUCUGUAACUUGUUUGUUUCUGGUCUCGUAGUUGGUGACCACAUUAAAAAAAAAGUAUUAACUCCAUAAAAAAGGUAAAAUAAUAAAUAUAGAUGGGGAUGUGUUCAAAAUGUAGGUAUCUGUUAUAGCACAUUAUUCUUUUCUAAUUUAUGCCUUAUGAAUUUUCUACCACAUAACAGUUAUAUGCUGCCAUGUUAUUUGUAUUUGUGGGGAUUUGUUUAAAUAUAAAAUAAACCCAAUGAACUUACUUUGAUCAGUGUUUCUAACUAUUUGAAAGUGAUUUUUGAGUCAUCCAGUUUUUAGUCACCAGAGGUAGGUAACAUACACUGUGGGGGAUUUGAAAAUAAAGACGAAAUAAAUUCAAUUCCAUUAAUUUUUAAUCUAGAGAGAGACUGUUCCUUACUGUGCUUAGAGCAGAUAAAAGCAAUAUUUCUGUAUGUUAUUGAAAAAGAUUUAUAGUGAGUAUGAAGCUUACGAAUCCAUGAACAGUGACCCCUGUGUCAUUUAUAAUAUAUAUACCUUAUAAAAAUGACUCAGGUGUGGUAGUCUCAGCUAUAGAAGCUCAGUAUCUCCACCCGGUAGGUAGUCUCAGUUCCAUUUAGUAGCCUUUGGAUCUGUUAGAAUUAUUUAUUAGAUAUGAGAAUACCGAGAACUCUUUCAAAUUGUUCUUGUUUGCACUACUUUUGUGAAUACUUUAAUGCAAAGGUGUGGUUUUGCUUACCUUGCUUUAUGAGGUUUAUUUGGGUCCACUUUUGAGUACUUCAGUUGUUGGCAAUCAGCUGUCUAUUUAAUUCACUGCAUGUACAUUUAUAAGUAAGAAUACUAGUUUCUGUCUUUAUGGCUAGGGUAACAUACUGUACAAACACUGGCAAGGAGGACCACUCCAUUUCUGAACUUGGUUACAUUAUAAAGUAAGGGUUUUUUUAAACCAAAAAUAUAUAUAUUGUUUUCCAAUUAUAAAAAGAUUAAUACGUCAUGCUAGUGAUAAAUUCUACAGGAAUCUUAGAGCAGCUUUUCUGUACUGUGGUAUGUUAAGCAUUUGGAACAGGAGGUUUUCUUUUUUAAGCUUAAUGACUACUGUUUCAACACCAAGUUGGGUGAGACCUUUACUAUAAUACUUUUAAUUUUCUUAAAAUGGUUUUCAAAAAUAAGUGAUUGAAAAUUAGCUAUUUGACAAAUACUCUAAAAAAAUAGAAUAUUUGCCAGAUUAUAUAAACAUGGAAUACAGUGUAAAGUAAUGCUAAUAAAAUCAUGAGUCAUCAGAUUGGUACAAUUUUCCAUGCAAAUGUGGUAAGACAAAUUUUAGUAUUGUUUAUAUUGUAUCAAUCUGAUGGAUAUAUCACCCUGGUACUGAGCUAUAUAGGAACUACUAAUUCAUAUAGGAGGCACAACCCAGUCUCUUGUCCUUGUAGGUGCAUUGAUUAACCCUAACCUCAUAAUGACAAAAUUUUGCAUUUUUUUUUCUCCAGUAUUUUUGUAAUAUUAGCCAUUUGUCCUGUGAUAAACAUAUACAACACCAAAUAAUUCAGGAUACAGUUUCACAGAAAUCUAGGAAUGAUGUGAAAUAACUGGCAGCAUAGUGCAGAAAGAGUUUCUAUGUUUUGCUUCUGAACUUUGAGAAGAUGGGUUUGUAAUGUUUACAAAUUAAGUUGUAUUCAUAUGUCUGAUGUUGUACUACUGCAUUAAUAUGGUUUUACCAAAAAGUAGAAUUAAGUGUAUUUGAGGUGUAUUAAAUGAGUCUUUUUUUAAAAAAAAAAAGUUGUGUAUCUGGAGGUAGGUCUAACAGAUCUUUUUAUUUACAAAGAGAAAAGAAGCUAAUUGGAUAGUCUAUCCCCAUCUACAGGAUUGCUAUGUGGCUUGCUGUAUUUGAGUGCAAACAGUUCAGUGUUAAUCAUAGCAGAAGACAGUUUUACAUCAUCAUCAAUUUAUAAAAUUUACCAAAGAAAAGGUUACUGACCAAAAUUAUUUUUAAAGUACCUGUUAAGGAACGUGCUUCCUUUAAUGUAAUGAUUGCUUUCUAAGCCUGAAACAAAUACUAACACAUUAUUUGAACUGGAGAACACAUAUAUAGUAAAUAGAUAUACAAGAUUCUAUUUUUCCCUACAUCAAUAAGAUGUCAAUACUCCAAUAAAAGUACCAAUUAAAGAAUAAGUCUUAAUUUUAUUCCUUAUAACAUAUUUUUAUUAAAAUUGAGGAUUUUGCUUAUCAGUAUUGAAUAUAAAGGGGGUAACUCCUGAAGUUGGUAUGUUGUAUAUUGUGGGUUUAGGUAAACUUACAGGGGAAAUUAUUGAAAGGGUACCCCUCAGUGGGCAAUGGCAUUUAUUUCUAGUGUAAUAUUAGCUAAACUGGUAUGGCUAGUUUACAUUGAUUUGUGUAUGUGUUUGCUCUUGACUGCUUUUUGUCUUUGCAUUUAAAACAUGAUUGGGUUAAAGGAAGCUAAAAUAUUUGCUUCUAAAAUAUGUAGGCCAAAAACAUCUGAAGGGUUUAAGCUACUUAAUGAUAUCUUAAAUCAUGAAACAUAGUUGGGUUUUUAAACUGCUUUUCCACAUUAGUAACACAUUACUGUUAAUAAACAUUGGACUGGCAUGGUGGCACAUGCCUUUAACAGGGAUUAACAGACAGAUCUCUUGAAUUCAAGGCCAGCCUAGUCUACAGAGUUGAGUUCCUGGGCAGCCAGGGCUACAUGGUGAAACCUGUCUUAAAACAACAAACAAAAAUGUAUUGCUCUUGGGAAGAGAAGAUUGGCUUUCAAAUAAUGACUGAUAAUGCUUUGAAUUUUUUUAAAUUUUAUUAUCUAAGCAGAAUGCAAAGAUUUGUUCAAUGUGGUGUUAAAAAUAUUAGUACGAAAUUUAUCCUGUGUCUUAUAUUGGAUCUUUUUGGUUCUUCUAAAAACUAGGCUUGGCUUUACAUUUAGUUUAAAAUUGGUUAAAUGAAACUGCUUUUGCAGUGCAAGGAUUUUACUACCUUGGCUGUCUGUAAUGUGAUUUCUGUAACAGGUAAACAGAAUACCCCACUUUCAUUAUUUGUUUCAUAAAAGGAUAUAUUAGAUCAGCCUGUUGUUGUUUUUAACCAUCAAUUUAUAGCUUAGUAUAAACUUCCAAACUGUUGAGAGGAUUCUGUUGGUGAAAAGUCUAGGCAGGAGUUUAAAAAGUAUGAUCUUAUUGACUGAUGUCCUUUCAAUUUAGGACUAGUGGAAAAAUCUUUUUUUCAGAGCUGAAGAAAAAAAAUGCACACAUAAGAUCCUAUGUAUUGGUGCAUGUGAGCCAUUGUCUUGUCUUAUCCAAUGGAUUAAUGCUGUUAAUAGUUGACAUGUGAAGUGUGUCACUGUUAAACUUGUAAAUAUUUGCCAGAGGUGAAAAUAUUUUAAGUUAUUGUAAAUAAAGAUGUAUAAAAUCCAGUAUCAGUCUGCAAUGCAGAAGCAUAACAUCUCAGAUGUUAAAUAUUGUGUCUUUUCAGGGAUGUGUUAUUUCUCCCUUGAUGUAUCUAGCUACAUUAAGAAUGUAAAUUUUCUUUUGUACAGUAUAAAAAUACAGCUUUAUUUGCCUUUUAA
Messenger RNA from Meriones unguiculatus (Mongolian gerbil), 8875 nucleotides. It is a transcript of the gene Hycc2, whose product is annotated as hyccin PI4KA lipid kinase complex subunit 2. The record is from RefSeq and is a predicted model, not a curated record. NCBI's taxonomy places the organism in Eukaryota, Metazoa, Chordata, Mammalia, Rodentia, Muridae. The transcript is spliced from 13 exons. Bases 304 to 2040 code for a protein of 578 amino acids. Gene Ontology annotation, cellular component: plasma membrane. Gene Ontology annotation, biological process: protein localization to plasma membrane; phosphatidylinositol phosphate biosynthetic process.